AUGUAUCCAUCUCAAGAUUCAAAGUAUGGCAAAGAUAUAUCAGACCACCUAUUCGCCGCUCGAAAUAGAAUAAGAGAACUUAGGAAGGUGCUUGAUGAUAUUCACUUCAACGAAGCUAUGCAUUUUGAUUCAUUGGCUCAGAAGGAACAAGAGAGAGUCUUCAUAGUAUGGUUCCAAACGCUAUUGAAAGACGAGCCCGAGCAAUUAGCAUGUGGACUUGCGGGGAAACAUAGGCCUGGAAAUGGGCUUACUGCGGUUCGAUGGAAGACGGGAGGGUAUAACGUGACUUUUCGUGUCAAUUAUGAUGAUGGCUUCCAGGCCAUUGUUCGCUUCGCUGCCCUUGGUCAAUCUCUCUAUCGCACCGAGAAGGUUGGAAAUGAGGCCACUGUUCUUCAGUAUUUUCGCAAGAACACCAAUAUUCCCGUUCCACGUUUAUUAGGUGUUGGGAAAAUUGCCCUCGCACCCUACAUCGUUGAAGAAUUUGUGGAGGGGGAACUUGCUUCUGGUCCUUUCAUGGAAUCGAGAAUAGAGCGACAGAAUCUGGAUUCCAACGUAGGUGAGCAGAAGCUGAAAGUUCUCUACCGAGAAAUGGCCGGCAUUGUGCUUGAGAUGUCGAAACCAGAGUUCACGCAUAUUGGCUCUCUGGUUCAAACCGAAAAUGAAUAUGCUCUUGGCAGACGUCCACUUAUAAAAUAUGUGAACGAGCUGGCGAUGAAGGCUAAUCUUGCGCCACAACACUUUCCUACCUCAAACUCAAUUUACACAACGUCUGUUGGCUACUUUGGGUCCUUGGUAGAACAACACAUGGCUCAACUUCGCAACCAACGAAACGAUUGCGUGAAAGACGAAGAUGACUGCAAGAAAAAAAUACAUAGCUCGUUGCCUCAUGCUUAG
This is a messenger RNA of Sclerotinia sclerotiorum 1980 UF-70, 894 nucleotides long. RefSeq lists its product with no specific name. The coding region runs from base 1 to 894 and encodes 297 amino acids. The transcript is spliced from 2 exons. NCBI's taxonomy places the organism in Eukaryota, Fungi, Ascomycota, Leotiomycetes, Helotiales, Sclerotiniaceae. The record is from RefSeq and is a predicted model, not a curated record.